AUGUCCAGUGUCAACACCGUUGGCUUAAAGUUCUUAAUCCUAACCUCAACAAAGGACCUUGGAGAAAAGAGAAUGAGAAGCCUAAAUGGUCCAAAAUAUCCAAGCAACUCCUUGGUCGCAUUGGCAAGAAAUGUCGUAAAAGGUGGCAUAUAUAAUCAUCUAAAUCCGACUAUCGAAAAGACUCCGUGGACUAGAGAAGAGGAACUGAUUCUGGUUCAGGCACAAAGAGAUCAAGGCAAUAAGUGGGCCGAGAUUGCUAAGCUCUUGCCUGGAAGGACGGAGAACAAUAUCAAGAACCACUGGAAUUGCUCACUUAAGAGGAGAUCGGAACACCUUGAUACUAGUAGCCCCUUGUCUGGUUAUGGACCUUGUGGUUAUGAAUCUAGCUUUUUCAAUCAAAGCAACAUGAUGGAAAUCAAGAAAGCUGCCAAGAUUCCUCAAAGGGAUUCACUGGAAUUAACUCUAGAGCCCAUGAAUUGGAGGAACACGUCUUCAUCCAUAAACUCUCUUAAAGGGGAUGAAGAAUCAAAAAUCUCGUCAUCACUAGAAUCUGAUUGGUUAAGACGCAAUAGCAAGGUUGAAAUAACAAUAACACCUUCUGUAAACAAGAAGAAACUUACGAGAUCUAGAAAAGAGAAUGUUUGA
Messenger RNA from Brassica napus (rape), 645 nucleotides. Its product is annotated as transcription factor MYB3R-2-like. Bases 1 to 645 code for a protein of 214 amino acids. The transcript is spliced from 4 exons. Gene Ontology annotation, cellular component: nucleus. Gene Ontology annotation, molecular function: DNA-binding transcription factor activity, RNA polymerase II-specific; RNA polymerase II cis-regulatory region sequence-specific DNA binding. Lineage: Eukaryota; Viridiplantae; Streptophyta; Magnoliopsida; Brassicales; Brassicaceae. The record is from RefSeq and is a predicted model, not a curated record. Gene Ontology annotation, biological process: regulation of DNA-templated transcription.